CAAAUGAUGAUGGCGGCUGGAAUGGGCAUGGGAAUGCCUGGCAUGCCAAUGCCGGCAGGAAUGGCCAUUCCGCAUGCAAUGAACGGUAUGGUGCCGCAGAUGUUACCGCCGAUGAGUGUAGCUGCGUCGGGAGCUAGUUUUCCAUCGCUGACUCCGCAGAUGAACGUGUCGGUCUCUAUCCCAUCCCGCAAUCCUUCAAAUGGUGCACUAAGUGCUGCGCAGGCAUCUGCAACAAAUUCACCUAGACCUGCUGAUCCGUUAACGCCGCAGACAAGCACAGCAUCAUCGAUUGCUGCUUCAGUACCAAGCCUGAAAGAAGAGCGUCCAGCACCGUCGCCAGCAAAGUCAGCAGUUGAGGAGAAUGUGUCCGUUGCCUCGUAA
Molecule: messenger RNA, 381 nt
Organism: Strongylus vulgaris
Lineage: Eukaryota; Metazoa; Nematoda; Chromadorea; Rhabditida; Strongylidae
Source: the annotation of a GenBank genome assembly